UCUGUUAAGAUCUGAAAGAUCGCGCUGAAGGAAGUUCUCCGACGCGUGAUGGUGAGAUGAUGAGCAGUCUUUUACUCCGUGUCUUCAUCCUCCAGGAAACACCAUCUGCAAGAAAGAUGAGGGUAUUUCAUCAAUCCGGAGUUCCAUGUGUCAGUAUGCGGCUUUGAGAUCCUUCAAGGAAGACUGAUCAUGGAUUUGGUGUACAACAAUUAUAACGAAACAGAUAAUACCACUGUUUUGCUCCGCAACUUAUACAUUCCAUCAUGGGAGGACUUCAACAGCAGCGUAAAUGACGUCCGCUACUUCCUCAUAGGACUGUACACGACAGUGAGCGUCUUGGGACUUCUGGGAAACAUCCUUAUAUUAACUGCUCUUGCAAAGAAAUGGAAAGAGAAGACAAUCAUCAAUUUUCUCGUGGGUCACCUUGCAUUUUCAGACAUCUUGGUAGUUUUGUUUUGCUCACCAUUUACUCUGACCUGCGUGCUGAUGGACCAUUGGAUCUUUGGUGAAGCCAUGUGUCACAUCGUCCCAUUCCUGCAAUGUGUGUCCGUUGUCGUCUCAACACUGGUCCUCAUGUCUAUAGCGAUGGUUCGGUAUCACAUGAUAAGUCAUCCGCUGUCCACGCAGUUGUCAGUGAAUGCCGGAUAUGUCCUUCUAGUCGUCAUUUGGACCCUUGGCCUGUCCAUUUGCUCACCCUUGCCAGUGUUCCACACCACGGUGAACCUGAGCGAGAGGUUCCACCUGGAGUCCCUGCAGAACAAGUCUCUGUGCAUCGAGUCGUGGCCGUCGAGCAGCUACAGGAUCGCAUUCACCAUUGGCCUGCUCUUUGUCCAGUACAUCCUGCCAGUGGCGUGCCUCACAGCUAGCCACGCCAGCGUGUGCAGGAGGGUGAGCGCCAGCGUCCAAGCCCAGCCCCAAGCGCAGGGCGAGGAAAACGAGACAAUCAAGCUGACCCUCCAGCAGCCCGAUGAGAAGGUUCUCCUGCCUGCCCAUUUCUCCAGGCAGGAAAGGUGGAGGCUGACACUGGCCAGGAAGCAGAGGAGGAGGUACAGCAGGAAGGCCUGCGUGGUGGGCCCCGCGGCAUCGAGCCGAGACACGGAUUCACAAGACCAGCCUCCACCCAAAGACCAGCUGAAGACGUCUGCUUUGCUGCUUCCUGCUGUCCCGGUGUGCUUUGAACUAAAAGAGGAUGAUACUGCGGAGCUCCAAAGGAUGCUCACAGUCACCAGAUCCAUCUCCAGAAUGAGGAAGAGAACCAGGAUCGUGUUCAUUAAGCUCACCAUAGUGGUCUUGGCUUUUGCGGUCAGCUGGAUGCCGCUACACAUUUUCCACCUGGUGACCGACUUCAGCGCCACCCUCAUCUCCAGUCGACACUUUAAGCUAAUUUACUGCAUUUGCCAUUUGCUGGGAAUGAUGUCUUGCUGCUUAAACCCUAUUCUGUAUGGAUUCUUAAAUAAUGGAAUCAAAUCUGACUUGUUGUCCUUAAUUAAGUGUUUCUAUAUAUCCUAGUGCCAUUGUA
This is a messenger RNA of Scleropages formosus (Asian bonytongue), 1519 nucleotides long. RefSeq names its product neuropeptide Y receptor type 5-like. Gene Ontology annotation, biological process: chemical synaptic transmission; G protein-coupled receptor signaling pathway. The transcript is spliced from 2 exons. The record is from RefSeq and is a predicted model, not a curated record. The coding region runs from base 190 to 1509 and encodes 439 amino acids. Gene Ontology annotation, molecular function: peptide YY receptor activity; neuropeptide binding; pancreatic polypeptide receptor activity. Lineage: Eukaryota; Metazoa; Chordata; Actinopteri; Osteoglossiformes; Osteoglossidae. Gene Ontology annotation, cellular component: neuron projection; plasma membrane.